Molecule: messenger RNA, 2233 nt
Organism: Aphidius gifuensis
Lineage: Eukaryota; Metazoa; Arthropoda; Insecta; Hymenoptera; Braconidae
Product: UBX domain-containing protein 7
Exons: 6
Coding region: 406-1755 (449 amino acids)
Biological process (GO): proteasome-mediated ubiquitin-dependent protein catabolic process
Cellular component (GO): nucleus
Molecular function (GO): ubiquitin binding
Source: RefSeq, a predicted model, not a curated record
UAAUUAGAAUAAUUUUGCAACUUUUAAUUAAUUUUUUUAUGUGUGGAUUUAUCAGAUUUAUAUAAUAAUUAUUCUACUGAUUUAUCACCAGAACUUUAUCAAAAAAUUUUAGCAGUUUUUAUUGAUUACAGAGAAAAAAAAACCAGUUAAUUUGCCUUUUUUUACAUACAUACAAUGGCGCUUUAAAAUGGCAGAAAAAUAUUGAAUGUUUCUAUUGGUUGAAAAUAAAUCCAUUGCUCUGAAAAAAAAAAUACACACUUUUACAACAAUUUUGGACAAAAAAUUUUGAUAGUUAAACCAUGAUUUUAAUAACAAUAAAAUUAUCAAUGAAAAUAAAAAUUAAUUAAAAUACAUAAACUUUAUAAUUUAAAUAUAUUUAUAAACAAAUAAUUUUCUACAUACAAAAUGGAUCCAAAAUUAAUUGAAAAAUUUAUGGAAGUAACUGGUGAAGGAGAGGCAGUUGCUACAAGUUGGUUACAAUUGACAGAUGGAAAUGUUGAAAAUGCAAUAAGUUUGAUGUUUGAAGGUGGUGGAACAGCUCCAACAAGUUCACAAGUACAAAAUGAUGAGCCAGAAAUUCGUGCACCAAUAUUACCAACUCAAGAAGUAUUAAUACCAUCAGAACCAGUAUGUUCAUUUCCACGUGGAACAGCAUCAAAUGGUGUAUUUGAUAGAUUUCGUGAUUUUGCUGUUGAAAUACAAAGACAAGAAGAAGAAUUAACACGUCGAGUAAGUGGUAAUAAUAAUAAAUCAAAUCAUUGUAAAACAAAAAGACUUGAAGAUUUAUUUAGGCCACCAUAUGAAAUAUUAUUUAUGGGAAGUUUUGUUGAAGCAAGAGAUCAUGCUAAAACAGUUAAUCGUUGGUUACUUGUUAAUGUACAAAAUCCACAAGAAUUUUCAUGUCAAAUAUUAAAUCGUGAUGUUUGGGCAAAUAAACAAAUUAAAGAAAUAAUAAAAGAUCAUUUUGUAUUAUGGCAAGUAUUAUCAAAUACAUCUGAUGGUAAACGUUAUAUUGAUUUUUAUAAUGUAAAUGAUUAUCCAUAUUUGGCUGUUGUUGAUCCAAGAACUGGUGAAUGUAUUAAAUCAUACAAUCAAAUAACAAUUGAUACAUUAUUAACAAGUUUAAAUGACAUGCUAAGUGUUAAUCCAUCACCAGACAGUACAUCUGAUUCACCAAGAGUUGAAGAAUCACAUUGUGAACCAUCAUCAUCAGCAAAACGUACAUCAAGACCAGAUUCAAUGUCCAAAGAUUCUGGUAGAAGAAUUAAAAAAUCACGUAAUGCUGAUACAGCAACAUCAUCAAUAGCUUCAAGUAGUCGAGGUAUAGCUGGUAUUUCAGCAGUAAGUACCAGCACUGGAGUAUCAAUAAUACGUGGUAAAAGAUCAAGAAUAGAAAUGAAUGAUGAUGUUCCUGAAGUUAGCCAUUCAAAUGAAGCUGCUGUUCCAACUGAACAAAGUUCAUCAAGUGUUGUUGAAACAGUUACAAGUAAAUCUAAUUCAACAUCAGCAAAUGGUGAGACAUCAUUACGACUGUGUCUACGAUUACCAAGUGGAGGAAAAGAAAAUAUUUCAAUGUGUCCUAGUGAUACUGUUGAGGAAUUUGUCAAACGUAUGGAAGACAUGGGAUAUUCAUCAGCUGAUCAUACUUAUUUAGUUCCAUUUCCAAAAACAAAUGUCGGCACUUUGCCAUCAAAAACUCAACUUGCUGACACUAUUCUCUAUCCAUCAAACACAGUAUUUAUCACCAAGGUUUAAUUUUUUCGUUUUUUUUUUCGAUACUCUAUCAAACAUACGCGUUCAAUUUUGUUUGUUGGAUUUUUCUUUUUUCUUUGAAAACAUUGAACAUAUGAUUCUCAAAUUUAAAAAACAUUUAUGAUGUUUUUAUCUCGAUUAUUUUGUCUCGAAUUAAAUAUUGUAGAUUAAUAUAAAUAUAUUUUUUUUUUUUUUUGGUGAUUGAUAUUUGUAAACAAUUAUUGAGUGAUUGAAUUUCAUUACGGAGGAAGUCUUCCUAUAUAUAUUUUUCAUUUAAAACUAAUUCAUCUUGUAAUAUUAAUUUUCAUUUAUUUUGUUUGAAUAAAAAUAAUAAUAUUCGUAAUUAAUAAUUAUUAUUUUUGACAACAUUCCUCACUGUGCGAGAGUUUGUUGUAUUUUUUCAAAAAAAAAAAAAAAUAUGUGAAUGAGAAAAAUUAAUGUAUGAACCAGUAAUAAUAAAACAACUAGUGUUUCCUAAAAA